ACACCCCAGUCCUGCAGAUGGCAGUAAUGCACCAGCAGUUCAAACUGUCAGCUCAAAAUUAGCAGGAAAAGAAGAAGGUCGCGGGAUUUUUCAAGUAGCUGCUACUCCAGCGAUUGUUAAACCGAGGAUUUGUUGUUGUGCUUGAAGGAUUGGAAGACUUUCGAGGUUUUGAGGAAUGGGGUCACAGCACGAACUUAAUGACCUAGAAGAGUCUCUAGAGUCAUGUGUUCAACUAAUCGAGAGCAGUUAUGCUGAGGGAAACAUGCAAGGUAUACGAGAUAAAGUACAGCAGCUGUAUAAUCACCACCUGGACACAAAGAAGACCACGACCCAGCUCCUAAAUGACCUUAUCCAGUCAGAAGAAAGAGUGGGCCAAACACUUCUGGAUUUGGGGAGUCGUCAAAAUAAGAUGACUGAGGAGCUAGAGACGCUUCAGCGGGAGAUUCAAAAGAAGCAAACCCAGAGCAUGAACCUGGAGUCAGAGUCACAGUUCCUGCAGAGGGAGCUAGAGCGCUUGCGUGAAUCUGAGCAGGAGAUGCAAGCCCUGCAGCAGGAGGUGGAUGAGGACACCACAGAGAUCAUCCCCUCUGCCAUAUACCUGGCUCAGCUCUACUACAAAGUUACCAAGAUCAAGCUGGAGAUGGAUGGGGAUCCAAAAAUCUUGAAAGGAGUUCACUAUGGAAAAGACCUGGUUACCCCCAUCAACAUUGACACCUCUCAGCUCUCGCCAUGUGCAGUCAGUGAUAAACUCUGGAGUUUUGUCAGCACGGACUGGAACUAGCUUGUCUCUGAACCUUUUUUGUAUCUGCUCUAUCUGUCUUGUCUGUGUGUUCUUAUAGAUGUUUUGAACGUGACACCCUCACCAAGUCCUACUCAUAUUCAUCCGAUUUUGUUUGUCCACUAGAUGUCAGUGCACUUGUUUUUCCAUUGCUCAAUGUUUGAAGAAUUUUGAUCGUUUUCUAUCUUAAAUUCCAAAGCAUGCUGAUGGUUGCCAUCAGCCACCAUGCUAAAUAUAAUAAAUAUAAUUCAUGUUUUUCUCUACA
Sardina pilchardus (European sardine) is the source of this 1043-nucleotide messenger RNA. RefSeq names its product SPC24 component of NDC80 kinetochore complex (gene spc24). Gene Ontology annotation, biological process: chromosome segregation. Gene Ontology annotation, molecular function: microtubule binding. Gene Ontology annotation, cellular component: Ndc80 complex. The transcript is spliced from 6 exons. The record is from RefSeq and is a predicted model, not a curated record. The coding region runs from base 176 to 781 and encodes 201 amino acids. NCBI's taxonomy places the organism in Eukaryota, Metazoa, Chordata, Actinopteri, Clupeiformes, Clupeidae.